Molecule: messenger RNA, 1472 nt
Organism: Achroia grisella
Lineage: Eukaryota; Metazoa; Arthropoda; Insecta; Lepidoptera; Pyralidae
Product: FAD synthase-like
Exons: 5
Coding region: 194-955 (253 amino acids)
Biological process (GO): FAD biosynthetic process
Molecular function (GO): FMN adenylyltransferase activity
Source: RefSeq, a predicted model, not a curated record
AAGUCAAAAUUGAAGACUUCCAUCACAUCAGUUUCCAGUCUUAUUUGCAAAGUUAUUGUAAAUAAUGUGAAACUUCUUUAAAAAAUCUGAAACAGACAGUUCAAAAUUCGUAAAUAAGUAAAUAAUAAACAUAGUUUCCAGAAGUUUCGUAUGAAGUAAUUGGCAACGCUGCACAAAUAGGGCUGUCUUCAAAAUGCCUCAGCAGCAAACAGAUGUCAGUUCGGAGCUGGCAGAUUUCGCGGACGUUUUAGAAGAGACAGAAACGAUAAUUAAACAAUGUUUCAAGCAAUACAAGUUAAACGAAGUGUUCCUAUCAUUCAACGGUGGUAAAGACUGCACAGUACUGUUAGACAUAACAAUCAAGUUACUAAGAAAUAUUUACAAAUGUGAAGACAUAGGGAAGGACUUAAAAGUAGUCUACAUACGGACGAACGAUCCGUUCAAUGAAAUAGAAGAAUUCGUUAAAUUAAUAGAAGAACAUUAUAGUGUUAGAUUGAAUGUAGUGAACGGUGAGAUGCGGACGUCACUGCAGAGGAUACUGGACGAGGAUGACAGUCUGAAAGCGUGUCUUAUGGGAACAAGGCGAACGGAUCCUUUUAGUCAAGAUUUGAAAUUUAUGCAGCAUACCGAUCACAACUGGCCAUCAAUAUUACGGGUAUCACCGCUUCUCAACUGGUCCUACCAACACAUAUGGAGUUAUUUGAUAAACCAAAAAGUGCCUUACUGCAGUUUAUACGAUAAAGGGUAUACGUCAAUAGGCAGCACGAAAAACACUUGGCCUAAUCCAGCGCUCGCGUACAAAGACCAUUGCGGCUGUCUCUCGUACCUGCCAGCUUGGAGGUUGUCUGAUGCCACGCUAGAACGAGCCGGCCGAGGUGCGCCACCAACAUCAGUCAGCAAUGGACACGAUGCAAGCAAUAACGACAACACACAUAGCAACGGCGAUGUACAUUAGCUAAAGUAAUUUAAAAUUUUAUAUCGAAUUUAUUACACUAGAUACACUUGCUGUAAUCGCUGCAUUUAAAUUAUUUUGUGUUUAAAUGGGACAUAUAGUGAGCAGUAGGUGUCUACGGAAGACUAGAGUCGAAGAACUGUGGACUGUUAUUGUAUGAACUAGCAUCGUACAUUAUUUCGCAACACAAACAUUUUAUUUUACAUUUCAUUUUUUUUUUAAAUCAUAUCGCAUUUUAUAAUUGAUCAUCUUGAUCACAAAAUUUUGUCAUUAAUCGGUUAUAUUUUAAGUUUCAAAGUACAGUUAUAAUCAAGUAUCUAUAAUUAAUAUUUAUCAGAUUUAGCUAUCAGAAUCAUUAUAUCAUUCGGUACAACUCGAACAGUUAGAUAUUAUUAAAGUGCAUAUAAGUCCAAUUUUUUAACCAUUUACCGUUACGGAUUUUACCUUAGAUGAGGUAGUCAGAAAUAUUGAAAAAUUUCAACAUCAUGGUGAACGCAACACCUUAUGGAUUGUAAGUCGA